ACACAUGGUCACAGAGCUGCAGGAAAAGGCAAGACAUCAUUGCUCUGAUUCUCUCCCCCUUUUUCAAGCUCGCUCUCUGCACACACUCUCACUCAUUCUCCUUGAUGCACACACAGACACACUCCCUCAUUAUCUUGCAUGUGAUUGAGGCUAUUUCUCUCCGUCCUGUGCAGAAACCUCUGUGCUAUUCUUAUACAGCUGCAACGUUGCUCCAGCUUCUGUUCUCAAAGGGGACGGACAACAAACUGGUGCUUUUCUGCUUGACGUGUUAUUCCGAAGCCUAGUUGGACAUCCCAACCAUGGAGGACACUCUCACUUGUACUUCAACCACCUUUUCCCAGGUCUUCGGCCGCCAAGGACAGCUGAUGCAAGCUACUGUGCAAUCUCUGAACAGCCUGAACGACCAGAUCGCUCACUUCAUGGUGAACAGACCCAAUGCCAUGAGCCACAAAGAGGACACCUUUCUGCCCACCGAGAGGGAUACUUUGAGCCAAUCCAUGGCUCUAAUGAGACACCUGCUCAUGGAUGCACAGGGCAAAAUCCUGAAAAUGAUGGAGGACAACAAGCAGCUGGCUCAGCGGAUCGACGGGGCCAUCCAGUCGGCUAGCCAGGAGGUGACCAACCUGCGCUCUGAGCUCUCUGCUACCAGCCACAGACUGGCCGAGCUGGGGGCUUGUAACCCUGUUGGCCUGGAGAACAACCAGCAGAACCACCAUCACCACCUCCACGAUCCUUCGGUCCACCACCGGCAGAAAGCAUUGGUCUCUGAUCUCACUUUCCAGACAGGCAUGUCAAGGUUGAUGGACUUCGGAACUCCAGAUUCUUCACUUGACAAAGUGUUGCUGAGGGAGGAGGUGGCUCAGUUGCAGGAAGAGGUGCACCUCCUCAGGCAGAUGAAGGACAUGUUGAGUAAAGACCUGGAGGACUCGCACGGCGGCUGCUCGGCCGACACGCUCUCCGCCGCCGAGCUCAAGGUGCAGCUGGGGGAGAAGGAGCAGGAGCUGGAACGUGCCAAGGAGGCCUUACAAGCUAUGAAGGGUGAUCGGAAGCGGUUGAAGGCAGAAAAGGCUGACCUGGUGAACCAGAUGCAGCAGCUGUACACCACACUGGAGAGCCGUGAAGAGCAGCUCCGAGACUUCAUCAGAAACUAUGACCAGCACAGAAAGGAGAGCGAGGACGCGGUAAAGUCUCUGGCUAAAGAGAAGGACAUGCUGGAGAGAGAGAAAUGGGACCUGCGCCGGCAGACCAAAGAGGCCACAGAACAAGCCAACGUCCUGCGCUCCCAGAUAGACAUGAAGGACAACAGAAUCAAAGAGCUGGAGGCAGAGCUCACCAUGGCAAAGCAGUCUCUGGCCACCCUCACUAAAGAUGUGCCGAAGCGUCAUUCUCUGGCGAUGCCAUCGGAGCCGGUGGUGAACGGCAGUCAGGAGUGGGUGAUGCAAGCAGACCUUCCCCUCACUGCGGCAAUCAGACAGAGUCAACAGACCCUGUACUAUUCGCACCCCGCGGACAGGCAAGCUGCUUUGAGGAUCAGCCCCUGUCACUCACGCCAGCCCUCCGUCAUCUCCGACGCCUCAGCUGCCGACGGCGACCGCUCUUCCACCCCGAGCGACAUCAACUCGCCCCGCCACAGGACUCACUCCCUCUGCAAUUCCAUGGAGGACCUCGAGGACCAGAAGCGUAAGAAGAAGAAGGAGAAGAUGAGUCUCGGCUCACUUUCUCGAGUGUUUGCGCGGGGAAAAUCUCAACGCAAGUCCUUGGAUCCGGGCCUGUUUGAUGGUACUUCCACACCUGAUUUCUAUAUAGAGGAGGAUGCUGACUGGUGAUAGUGCUAUUAUGUGAGCAUGAGUGUGUGUAGAAUGUACGCCUGGAUUUUGUAUGAGUGCAAAUGCUUUGUGUGUGCCUUCAAAUGUUUUCCUCCAUGAAAAAUACAGGAAAGAGGAAGAACUGCUGCCUCCUCAAAAUGUAUAUAACGACACUUAAAAACAUCUAUGUAAAUGAAAUCUAUAUUUAUAUAUGUAUGCAUAUGUACAUAUGUUUACAUUCAUAAAUAUAUACAUGGGAUCAUUUGCGUGUGAAUAUGUUUAUGCUGUUAUUAUGCUUUAUUUGUGGUAAUAUGUCUCUUUUUUUUUAUAAACUGGAAACUUGAAUUACUGCUGAGCAUUUGUAAAUAGCAACUCUUGUGCACCUUGUGUUUGCUGAUGUCUUCAUGUGGAAUGCUUCUUUUUCAUGACUGCUUUUACCAUGAACCCAGAGCUCCAGGCUGUCUAGCAUGAGGUCCAUCUGAAAGAUUUAAAGGUGCAUUCAGUCAUUUUUUUCCCUCAUUAAAACAUUUUAAAUACAGAUGAGAGAAAAAUAUUAACAUGAUAUGAUCACAUGAUAUGCGAGCCUAAUAAAAGCUGUUUAAUUGUGCAUGGGUCAGGUCCUCGCACGGGGUAAUAUAUUUAGGUAAUAUCAAACACUUCAGGUUUUUUUUUGGCUGAAAAUGACAUUUCUACUUGGCAUCUGUUACCUUUGUG
Molecule: messenger RNA, 2519 nt
Organism: Carassius carassius (crucian carp)
Lineage: Eukaryota; Metazoa; Chordata; Actinopteri; Cypriniformes; Cyprinidae
Product: kazrin-like
Exons: 10
Coding region: 300-1826 (508 amino acids)
Source: RefSeq, a predicted model, not a curated record